GAAGCAGGUUUCAGGCUAGCAGCAAAUCGUUCCGCCGUUUUGCGACAGCCACAUUGUUGUGAGUUGACUACAACUGAUGGAGUGUUCUUGUUUUCCAGAUGAAUAAUGAAUAUGAGCAUAAAGUUUUCGACGUGGUUCCUCUGGGUCAUGAAUUCAGGACACCCAGCGGACUACGAUUCGGUUACGUCGACGUGGCGAUGAACAGUCAAGUCAUGCCGUUUGCUGAGGGCGCCUGGUGCAACAGCGAGUGUAGUAUUCCAUCGCGCAAGGGCUGAAAGCGCAAGAAAGAGUCAAUGACGCAGUUGCUGCCUCGUGCGGCGUCUUCUUCUACUUCUUCAUGCCGCGGUAGAAGAUAUUCCAAAAAUCUAGAACCACAUUUCACCUCUAUUUCGUUUCCGUAGAAGUACUUACGCUAGACGACAAAGGUACUUAUACAAUUUUAAGACGCAGCCUUCAUACCCAUUCAAUCAACACCAACACAACUAUGACGAACGAUGGAUGGACGCCAAACAAGUGUAGUGGAGGUACGGCCGCAUUUCGUCUCGAAUCCUGCUAGCCUGUAGGUUUGACAAUCUUUCACGGCUACGCAGAGGGGAGCUGGAUAUUAAGAUACGUCCCUGCACCUGUAGCUCUAGCUGUACUUGCUACAAGGGGCACGGUGACGAUGCGGCAAAAACACGAUGUGUGGAAUUGGUAUUUGAAUUGGACUAGUGUCCACGUUUUUGCGUUGUGUGGUCUAAGAUCGUUUUUUUCCUUUUGCAUCUCAUUUCUGCUUAAAAAUGAGGGAUGACCGUGCUGGUGCGUAUGAGAAACAAAAAGUUCAUCUUUUUCUCUACAACUGCUGCACGUCGAUGCCUGAACAAAACAGCGCCAACGCGGGCUUCGUGUGCACGGUGUUGGCGAUGAUUCUCUCCGUUUAUGGCGCCUUCGUGUUUGUCGUUGUGAUUCCAGAAAUGGAACUGGUUGGGUCGGGGUACUUGCGGAGCAUCAGUGACAGUCAGCGCCCAGCACCACCCCCAGCUUCGGGAACCACACCCUACUCCGCCGGGAGGCGAAGAAAUCUGGGAGAAGACGAAGACGACGCAGAACUGUCAAACACGAAGAAAGGGAGGAAAACAGCAAAUCAGGUCGCGGACGCAGAGAGCGCUGCGACGGGAUAUGACGCGAGUGCUGCCCUCGAAGAACUCGGCACCGCGAUUUCCGAAAAACAAAAAAGCGAAACUCUACAACAGUCUGCAAAUAAGAAACCAACUGUCGGUCUACGCGGUGGCGCAACCAGCAGGGCGCCUUCCCCGUCAGCUAGCGCGCUUGCGCAGGAGAAGGAUGGUGCAGAAAUAGUAGUAAUAGAUGGCGAUGCUGACAGAACAAGCAACGCCGACGCAGCUGGUACAACUGAUGACCCGAACAAGCACAGUGACUUGCGGACAGCCACGGCACGCAAAGACGAAAAUAGUGCGCAGGUGGACACAAAGAGUGCAGAAGAGAGCCCGGAUAAAAAGCUCUCGCCAUCUUCAAUUCAGUUAAAAGAUGGUAGUUCCAUAGCAUCUUCUUCAGCGAUCACGGCAGCUACUGCUACAACGAUGACGAGCGAAAUCCCCCCUGCCCAAGAGGGGAGCGCCUCACAGGCACCCAAGAAUAAGCACGACGCCUCGGGAGGUGGGGGAGCUGCGUCCUCUUCGCUUCUACCAGAUGAGAAUAGUACCAUACACCAAGAAGACAGCGCGCUAUCACGCACGAAAUCUACUACCAAUAGCGGAAUCCAAGGAGGGCAAACUGGUGCAGCAGGUGACCUGCCCAACAACACAGGCGCAAGGGUAGAAGGAGCUACUUCACCAGAUGAGGAGAGAAGUAGGACUGACAGCGCUAAGGGUGACAACGUUUCUACAAAGAAAGCCCGGACUCCAGCGGACUCGUCCGGCGGCAUGCCAGCACCGCACGACAAUUCGGGUGACUGCGCCUCCGCGAUCAGUCGCUCUGCUGUUUUCGGUAGUUUUCUCCCAGCGUCUGGAGCGCUGGUCGAGAUCGUGUGCUUUUUCACAGAACGGUUUUCCUCCACCAAACAACAGCUGGGACCACAGUACAACGCUAGCAGCUCUACCCGACACCAAAAAACCCCUGCUACACCGCCCCCAGUGCUGGCCGAUCAUGAGGUCAGUGAAGAGAUGUUUCACGCCCGGCAGCUACAGCAGGGCGGGACGGUUCUGUGGGGCGUGAUGGGCGAGUCCACCUAUGAUGUGGUAUACCACUACUACGUACGAGACGUCGGCACGGUCGUGCUCAUCGUCUUCCACGUCGUUUUUGUCCUGCUCCUCAUCAGCUUCUACCACGCUAUCGUCGUGGAUCCGGGGCAGGUGCCGGCAAAUUGGGGCUUCUACAUGGGCGACGAGAGCAAGCGAAGGCGCUACUGCAAAAUGUGCAACGUUUGGAAGCCGGACAGGUAUCUGGAUGUCCAGCUGGGACGUACACGUACUUCUCGCUGUGGCAGACCCGCGGCCACGUUAUGAAAAUGGAAAUGUAACUGAGAAAUGCAAAAGCAAUACGUUAAUGAAGAACAUAGACAUACGAAUUACAAGUACAAAAUGAUAUAAUGAAAUUGAAAAUCGAUAGAAAUUUUUGCGCAACCAUUUUUCCAGGACCCACCACUGCAGUAUAUGUCGACGAUGCGUUUUGAAUAUGGACCAUCACUGCCCGUGGAUAAACAACUGCGUAGGCUUCUACAACCGCAAGUACUUCCUGCUCUUCGUGAUAUACGCCUGGGUGUGUCUUCAGACCGUCUGUGUCUACGGGUCGGUGAUUACGCUGGACAAGGUACGACGACGACAACGACAAAACAAUACUGGCUUCUACGCUGACCUAGACCUUCUUCUUUCAUGUCGCUCGUGUUUCCAUGAAUACCUUUUUGGACGAUGAAGGUUUCUUGUCGACGUCUUAUUGUCUUUUUGAUCGACAUCGACUGAACAGGUUUUCCGCUACCUUACAGUGGCUUUUCCAGAAGGCGGGCCCGGUUUUCCUGUUCCCGGGGGCUUGGACCAGUUCGUGCAGUUGCGCCAUCUGGUAAAUUGGGUUGCUUCUCAUUUGAUGUGUUCUGCCACGACUCGCCUGCUCUCGACUCUUUUUCGUGUCUGAACGUGGAUAGUGAUGGUUUAGUUUGUUACUUCAAACUCCUGUGUUUCUGAUGGAUGGAAUGAAGAGCGUGAAGAUAAGUUUGCACUCACCAAAACUCUACUUUCUGCUGUCACUGAAAAUUCAGGGUAUGCUGAUAGGGCAGGGCGCCGCAACGCUUCUCGGCUGCACAUUAACAAACUUCAUGAAGUUCCACAUUCGCUUGAUUUCCAUCAACUACACUACCAUUGAAAAUCUGGAGCGCGAAGAUGGGCAGAAAAGCAAAUACGAUGUGGGUUACCGGCGAAACUGGGAGCAGGUGUUUGGCAGCAAUCUCCUUACGUGGUGGAUACCAAUACCAAUGAGCAACGCUCGCCCGCAUGGUACCACAGAUACAGAAAUCGUUUCAAAUCAAUGCGAAACUUCUUUAAAAACAGAGCAUUUCUAUUUGUCAGCAAUCCCAAUCGCAAGUGUGGCCCCCAUCUUCGUGCGUGGACGCCGCACCAGAAAGAACCGACAGAAAAGACCUUUUUUAUACCUAUUCUAUUUCCUCACCUCAGGCGACGGCGUCAGGUGGCGAGUGCAUUACACGAGACUGACAGACGAAGACGACGAGCUACCCGCCGACGACGAUAAUCCACAGCAUCGUCGCCUGCUGAAAUAAAAGACCGGCAGUUUUUUCCUCGUGCACCUGGCAAUUUCGGCAUCGGCUGUUGCAGUGCAUGAUCAUGACUGGCCAGAAAUCAAAUCUUGAAUUUCGCUUGCGUCUUGUGCGGGACGCAGAGGCACGAGGUCCUUCUUCACUCCUUUGCUUGCGCGACGCUUCGAUUAAUUUCAUGUAGAAAAGGUGAGGCGUCCUCGAAAAACAAACAAGAUUCAGUGCCUGUUCGCAUGCUGUGCUUUGUACGGUGUAGCGUGGUAGCAUGAAGAUGGAGAAAAACCUGACCAAAGAUGAAAUGGAAAUAUGCACAAGUUUAUCGAUCCUUCCAUACAUGAGGUCAAACAGAUCCGCG
This is a messenger RNA of Amoebophrya sp. A120, 4115 nucleotides long. Lineage: Eukaryota; Dinophyceae; Syndiniales; Amoebophryaceae. The record is from the annotation of a GenBank genome assembly.